Molecule: messenger RNA, 844 nt
Organism: Aegilops tauschii subsp. strangulata
Lineage: Eukaryota; Viridiplantae; Streptophyta; Magnoliopsida; Poales; Poaceae
Source: RefSeq, a predicted model, not a curated record
AUGCGCGCAGGUGCACAGCCUAGUAGGAGACCACUGCUCCGUCUGCUUCUUCCGUUGUUGUGUGGUCGACGAUGACGAUGGCACGGCCAUGCGGUCGGUGCCCUCUGAAGCCGCUCGCCCGGGCCGUGCCGUGCCGAAGGAGGGGUCUCACCAAGAUCAAUCGUCGCUGGAACUCGGGGGGACAAGAUGGACGUGCCUCUUCUGGUCCCCGAGCUCCCUCCUCUCGAUUCUUCCUUGUGCUACUCAGGGCCGCUCAGUCCGACUCUGCGGACGUAGUUCUCUUCCUUUUCUGCAGACCUCCCAUGGCGUGGACAGCGACGACGACAGGAGGACACUAGUUCUGGCCGGGAACAUGGCCUUGUCCUGCUCGAGGAGGAGGGACGCACCUAGGCACCGGCCCUGUCCCGCAACAAGGGGUCUGCUCCUCUGCUUCCAAGGCAACCAAGUUGCCCUGCCUGAGCUCGACGAGUCAAGCCCGGCCACGACCAUGCACCACUCCCAGCAGGGUGACAGAGGAAGCCAUGCUGCCGUUUUGUUCAUUCCCAGCCCCGACUGGUCGUCCGACGAGUCCGUCAUGUUGUCAUUUUCUUGUAAAGUAGUAAUGUAUCAUACUUGUAGAGCUCGUUACACUUGUAGAGCUUGUAAAGUACUGUAUUACACACGGUCAUAUGUAUUGGCACGGAUAGAGCUUGUUACUGUUGUUGCCAAUGUAUUACUUGAUUUGGUUGCUCUUAUUUAAAGUAUUAUGUGUGUUUUUUGUCUGCCAAUUUAAAUACUGGUUGAAAUAUGAAGAAUAUAUGAGCCUGAAAGAUGGGACCCACUUACCAGAACAUGACAAAUGGGA